This is a messenger RNA of Cygnus olor (mute swan), 5598 nucleotides long. RefSeq names its product nucleotide binding protein like (gene NUBPL). The transcript has 12 exons. Gene Ontology annotation, cellular component: mitochondrion. Gene Ontology annotation, molecular function: ATP-dependent FeS chaperone activity; ATP binding; 4 iron, 4 sulfur cluster binding. Lineage: Eukaryota; Metazoa; Chordata; Aves; Anseriformes; Anatidae. The record is from RefSeq and is a predicted model, not a curated record. The coding region runs from base 2735 to 3628 and encodes 297 amino acids. Gene Ontology annotation, biological process: iron-sulfur cluster assembly; mitochondrial respiratory chain complex I assembly.
GUUCCUUUUCCGGGUGAGCGACGCCUGGGCCCUGUCGCAGGGUGAGGAGCGGCUGCUCCCGGGGCGCUCGGGUCGCUGCUCCUCGAGUUGCUUGUUCGCGUAAACGUGAGGAAGCAGGGUGGGCCUUGCUACAAGUCGAAGAGAGGGUUUCUGGCUACAUGUCGUGACAUUCAUCGAACAGCUGCUAAAUCAGAAGUUCUGCCUUCCUCCCAUCUGUGAAUUCUGACAGACAGGUUUCGAAUAACCCUGGCUCAAGCAAAGUCAGGACAGAGUGAUGCAGGAUGCAGUUCCUCUGAAUUCAUUUUAAGACUGAAGAUUUUAUUUUCAAUUUUUUUUUAAGGUAAAACAUAGCAACAUCGGUAAGAAACCGAAUUUUAUUACCUGGCCUCAAUCAUCAAGUAGGAUUACUGCAGUUAACUGUUGCACAGCAAGGGGCAAUAUGCACUCAUUAAAUAGCCAUUGUUACACAUAGGGCAUAUUCAACUAAUGUUAUUUUAAAAUAACGUUCUCUUUUGCAUUAGGGUUCUGUAAGGUUGCUUGUUCUAAAGCAAACCUUUAUGAAAGAAGAGGAAAUCUCACCAGGUGGUUAGUGGAUAAACUAGCUAAUUUUUGCUAGCUGUAGGGUAUUGUUAAGUAUGAGCUAUUUUUAUUUAAACGCAGCUAAUUUUAUUUAAAAUGCCUUCUGCUCAUUUACUCUAAAGCUGUUUCCCCAGACUCAUUAAGAAGAACGUAAUGAGGUAGAAAACCAUUUAAAAUGAUUUUUUUCAUAUAUAUUUGUGAUAUAAAUUGAUUGCUAAGGAAAAUAGAUAUUAUUACAGUCUAUGAGCAAAUUAUAUAAGAAGAACAUAAAGGGAUAUUAAGAUACAAGGAUAUUAAUUGUUCUUUGUUGUGAUACCAUUAUUUAUGCCAGGCUUUGAUGCAGAACAUUUAUUCAUAUGUAAGUUUUAAAAAAUAUGCUUGUGAACCAGUGCAUAGAAAAAAUAGUAUGCCAUCAUUGUUUGUGUAAUUCUUGAUCUGAUUAUGUCAGAUUUUCCUUGGAAAAACAAACUCAUUUUGUUGUAACACACCUUGCAUUUCUUGAAUCUUGUUGGGCCAUAGUUAGGUGGAAGAUCUCGUUUGUAAGCCAAAGAGUGGGGUAAAUAUAUAGUGGUUAAAUUUUGAAGUUUGGAUUAAAUUUGGAUUAUUAUUUUUUUUACAGAAACAAACAUCUGGACAUCUAGAGAAUAUAUCAGUUAUUAUAUCAAAGACAUUUUCAUGCAUUUUUUGGAUUUGAUAGCAGUCCCAAAGUAUUUAUUGUAUAUUCUCUACUUUUCCUACCUGCAGUAGAGGAGUAUGUAUUUUGAGACUGGCUGUGUCCAGAAGACAUUUCUGGUUAUUUUCACAUCAGUUCUGUUCAAGAGGGGCAGAUGGCAGUACGAACCAGUUAUCACAAACUUCAGUGGACAUGCAUUUUUCCUUAUCCUUAGUGUUAAUGGUCAUACAUAUUUCAUGUGCAUUUAGUGGAAUGUCUUAUUUUGUGAAGAGAGGGGGCGGUACUGGGAGCUCUGCCUCUGCUGGUACUCAGGUUUCUCCUGUUUAUCAGACAAUGAAAUGCUAGAGGUCUUUCAGGACCAAAAUGAUCUCAAAUUGUCUUGUAUUCUUCCCUAGGGAUGAUUUUUUUGUUAGUAAUAACUUCGGUGUUACAUGCCACUUGGCAGGGGCAGUAGCUGACUGGACCUUUGAAGAGACAAGAUGCGUCUUAGAAGUUGUUCCUCUCUCUAUGGUGUUUGAAACCCUAAUCAAAGGUUUUUCAAGCAGCUAUCACAUCAACAGAGUGCCCCUAGGUAGUGUCAUCUGUCUUGAAGAGAGACUAUAUAAAGCUGCAGCCUGGUACUUAGCAAAGAUACAAGAUAGGUUAUAUCUUGGUAGAAUUGCCUCUUGUGGGACAGACAUAGCUGAAAGGACACAGAGUGUCAAGGAAAGAAUUAUAUUUAAAUGUUCCAUUUUAUCCAUUGUCCAACGUGGAACUCUCUCUUCGCACAUGUACAGAGGGAAGAAAAAAAAAAGGAGAAGUAGCAGGGCAUGCAUAGGGAAAGAAAGAGUACUUAAAUUACUUAGAAACAUUUAGUAAGGAAUCACAGGUGGAUGCUUCUACUGCUGUGAAUGUUGAGACAGAACUGAUGGAUUCUGCUGUGACAGCUAGUAAAGGUUGCUGUUAGAAGACUUUCAUCAUCACAGAUGACCAGGAAAGUGAAAUUUGCAGCAAUGAAAUGGCAAAUCUUCAUCACAUGAGAUACAGAAUAUAAUAAAAAAUAACUUGUAAAGUGAGAUUAAUGUUUAAAGUAUAUUUGCUUGCUUACCAUGAUUACCUAAAGGAAGUAGGAACGUUAUUAAUCAUGGUUUCUUUCUCUACAUGUGCCAUGCAUAUUCAUUUGCCUGUGAUAUUUAACUAUUGUACUUUUACCUGUUUGGGUGUCUACUGCACCAAACAUUUGUCUCUGCAUGACUGACAGACAUUAAUUUUAAAGGGACUUCUGUUGAUUCCAUUGAAGCAGGAUACAGAGCAGUGGGGGUAGCCUACUUACAUAUGUACCAUGCGGUCUAAUUUUAACACCUUCUACUGGUUAGAAGCAGUACAGUAUUUUAUUUUUUUUUCACAGAACUGAGCUGAUCUAAUAAGAUACCUGUCCUGAACUUGUGUUGUACAGAGCCAACCCCGGGUUUUAACAUAGCCCUCUCAAUUCUGGAAUUCUGGAUGUGGAGCUACCCAACUGUCUCUGGAAGGAGUCGCACAAAGUCCUCAAGCUCCAGGGAUGAGGUGCUACAAGACAAACGUGCCCGGAUCCUGUCACGAGGGCUGCCAAAACAAAAGCCCAUAGAAGGAGUUAAGCAGGUGCUGGUUGUGGCUUCUGGAAAAGGGGGAGUUGGGAAAUCAACAGCAGCAGUAAAUAUAGCCCUUGCCCUAGCAGCAAAUGAUUCGACAAAAGAAGUUGGUUUGCUUGAUGCAGACAUAUACGGGCCUUCAAUUCCAAAGAUGAUGAACCUUAAAGGAAACCCAGAAUUAACACCAAAAAAUCUAAUGAGGCCCCUUAAGAACUAUGGAAUCGCAUGCAUGUCCAUGGGCUUCUUGAUAGAGGAGACCGCCCCAGUUGUGUGGAGAGGACUCAUGGUCAUGUCAGCUGUUGAGAAGUUGUUGAGACAGGUUGACUGGGGUCAGCUGGACUAUUUAGUAAUAGAUAUGCCGCCUGGGACUGGAGAUGUACAGCUGUCAGUGUCACAGAAUAUUCCAGUUGCAGGAGCUGUGAUCAUCUCCACUCCACAAGAUGUGGCUUUAUUGGAUGCACGCAAGGGAGCUGAAAUGUUUAGAAAAGUCCACGUACCUGUUUUAGGACUAGUACAAAAUAUGAGUGUUUUCCAAUGUCCCAAAUGUAAACAUGAGACACAUAUUUUUGGAGCUGAUGGUGUAAGAGAUCUAGCAAAAACCCUUGGAUUGGAUGUUCUAGGAGACAUUCCACUGCAUGUUAAUAUACGGGAGACUUGUGAUUCAGGGCAGCCUGUUGUGAUCUCACAACCUCAGAGUGAUGCCGCUAAAGCAUAUCUAAAGAUAGCUAUGGAAAUAGUAAGACGACUGCCAGUACCUCCAGCUUGAAGUGUUUAUCACAAACUAACCAGCAAAGUGAUCUUUUGGUGUGGCUAACACAAGAGUCCUGCUACUUAAUUCUGUGGACACCAGUCUUUAUGAAAGAGCUUUUCUGGGAAUUAAUUUAUCAGAGUUUAAAUUAUGAUUGUCAUAUUUACUGGUUUCCAAAUCAUUAUUUGGCCAUGUCCAAAUGGAUUCAAGUAUGCAGAAGAUGAUAGAUGAUACGUAACUGCUGGAUUGUAACGUCAUCGAGCAAGAAGGGACAAAGUACAUCUUUCUUAUGUGCCCUGUUUUAAGGUCAGGAAUGAAAAACAGCCUCUCCAGCCAAGCAGAAUGAGGAGAAGGAUGUCAAGAUAUAAGACCUACUUAAAAAGUGACAUUUGCAAUGCUAUAAUUUCUGUAAAUUUUCGUUGAGCUUUUUACUUGCUGAAACCACCAAGCUGACCUUAACCUGUGCAAAAUUUUAAGUAGAAAAUUCAGUUACGUAAUUGCAGUACAUGUUGCAUUCGUCUUUAAAUAAAUAAAAGAUAGAUCUGCAUAUACUCUGAAGAAUUCUUAUGAUGGAUCAUGAAAAAAUUCAUUUGUUAUUGGAUAAUGUUCGAUCAUGAAGUAAUUCAGUCUACUGGGUAAUGGAUGACAUGACCCUUAGGCUUAUUUCUUGACUGCUUUGCAUUAUAAUGGACCCAGACAGAAGACAAGGUAACUGAGGUCUUCACUGAAAAUGCCAGAGCUCAGUUUGCCAGGGGAUGCGAACAUUCAAGAUACAUUAAAUUCAUGAUUGCAUGUUCCUCUUACAAUGCAGCAACUUGGAAUUUAAGUGUAAAGAUACAGUUCUGAAGCAAAGAAAACUUUGGUCAUCAAACUGCACAGCCUUCUGGUUUUCUUUUUUUAUUGCCUUAUAUUCUGUGAUCUUUAUUUUUGUGUUGGUGUGUUGAAGUAAAAGAAUAUGCCUUCAGGGAAUGAGUUCCCAUUCACAGUCAGAUGUUUGAGCUGACAUUUAGGCUUUUUCAUCCACCCAGUAAAGUAUACGCAUCCUAAACAUGCAUCUUAACCAUACAGGGAGCUUAACCACACUAAGGAGUUCUGCUAUUGAUCUCUGUGGGACCAAGAUUUUUCCCUGUAGUCCAAAUAAUUAUACAUACAUUUUGAAUUAGUUGUUUUUCCUUACUGAAGCGAUACAAGAUAAAAAGUUGGUAUCCAUUUACAUUAGGAACAUUAAAAUCGUAUUACCCGGAAUUUAGAUGGGGAAGGUAGGCCUAAAUUAUGGGUUGAAUUUCAAGCUUAGUUGAUUUUGCAGAUACAUAAGUUAUGUACUCCUAAGCCUUAUUUUAUUUUAUUUUUCUUCAAGUCUGUUUCUAUACAUGUACAUGAGCCUUCCCUUCUGUGCACUGUCCCAUGCGAUCACUUAUUGGUGUUUUGUUUUUUCAGUAGCAUGUUAGCCCAGGCCUGUAGAGUUGACACAAAUACUCAGAUCCUUUCAGUUGUUGAAUAGAUUUUACAAAAAUUAAAGGUGGCUCAAUGAUCUGUUUUUUAUUUUAUUGAUAACAUUUUUUUUUAUUGAGUUUUUCUGUACAUAUUUUUUUCUGCUUUAGCUAUUGUAAUAGUUGAUAUUUAUGUCUACAAUUAAUCCUGUGGUGGCUUUGGAAUAGUAGAAUCAACAUUUUCAGUGGGAAGAAUGGGAAAAAGAUCAUCUUCUGAACCUCACUCUAAAAAAGUUUGUGAGUGUCUCUGACACCUAAUUCAUGUUGAGCGUGGGUGAACAAUGAGCAUACAGAUACAAGGUUGGUUGUUUUUCCUUUAUCUCGUUAUUUCUUGGGUAGUUGAUGGUUGAAAUUUGCUUUAAAUGUCCUUUUUUAACUCAUUUUUACUUUUUCUCCUCCUGUAAUGAAGCAUUUGCUGUGUUGAAUCUUUCACCUGUAGAAUUAUUUUAAUGCAUUUUUAUCAGUGAAAGAGGUUGUGAUUAAAUAUGAUCAUAAUUC